ACCUCGCACGCAUAGCUAACCUGCUCCGAUGCUAGGCUAGCCGCCUUAGCUACGAACGGCGGACAUGUUGUGGUAACCCUCGUUGGGAUAAACGUCGCCGGCAGCAGGUGCGAACAGGGGGGGGGACGUCGCCGCGGGGGGGCCGCUGGACCACCAUGGACGCCGUCAACGCCUUCAACCAGGAGUUAUUCUCCUUGAUGGACUCUAAGCCGCCAAUAUCUCGCGCCAAGAUGAUCUCCAUCACCAAAUCGGCCAUUAAGGCUAUGAAACUCUACAAGCACGUGGUCCAGAUUGUGGAGAAGUUCAUUAAAAAGUGUAAGUCUGAGUACAAGGUGGCAGGCCUGUAUGUGGUGGAUUCCAUCGUCCGCCAGUCGAGGCACCAGUUUGGCCCUGACAAGGAUGUGUUUGGACCCCGCUUCACCAAAAACAUUGUGGGCACCUUUGAGAACCUUUGCCUCUGCCCGCUGGAGGACAGAAGUAAGCUGGUGCGCGUACUGAACCUAUGGCAAAAGAACGGCGUAUUCAAGAGCAACGUCAUUCAGCCCCUCCUGGACAUGGCCGCUGGCACCAGCAGCGGCCCGGCGCCUCACGCCGGCAGCUGCCCUGCGCCUUACGCAGAAGAUCCAGCUUCCUCUCCGCCGACCCCGACCAAAGACCAGGCGGCCGCGGCACACAGUGCUCCGCCGCAAAAGCAGGACCCCUUCACUGCUGUGGCGCAGCUCUUCCAGUCCACGCAUGGUCAACAGCUCCAGCAGAUGCUUCAGAACUUCCAACAGCAGCCUGUGCAAGCAGAACCCACCCCUCAGCCUCCACCCGCCCCCCACUCCGACACCUCAAGCGUCUCUCCCGUUUUCAGCAAUGUCCUCACACAUCCUUCCCAGGCCGCCCAGCAGAAGACUGCAUUUGACAAGACAUUAUUGGAUCGUUUUGACUACGACGACGAACCUGAAGGCGGAGACUACGCCAAGGACAAUGUCUCGCAGCCCUUUGACAGUAUGCAGCCGCCCCAAGCCUUGCAGCCACCUGUGAUGAGCAUGACUCAGGACUUCUCACAGCAGGGUCCUCUCCCUCCCAACGGCCAGCUCCCGUCUUAUGGGCUAAUGCCAGGACAAGGCUUCACAGGAAUGAUACCUCAGAUGGGGCACGUUCCACCGGGCCAACCCUUCCCUGGUUCUGUGGGACAUCCUGGAUUCCCAGGAGUUUAUCCUCCUCCUCCUCACUCGGCCCAGCAACAGCAGGAUUCAACUGUUGAUGCAGACCGGUCCUCCAUGAGGGAUGGCAGACAUGGUCAAACGUCACGAUCAGGCUCCAGGUCCCCGAAAAGGAGGCGAUCGCGGUCCAAUUCCCGCACGCGUCGUUCCCGUCACCGGCGCUCACGCUCGCGGGACCGACGCCACCAUUCCCCGCGCUCUCGCUCGCAGGAACGCCGGGACAGGGAACGUGAACGGGAGCGGCGACAAAAAGGUCUCCCGCCGCCCAAAAAUGAGACGCUGAGCAUCUGCAGUACAACUCUAUGGGUGGGCCAGCUGGACAAGAGGACUCAGCAGCAGGAUGUGGCGUGUUUGCUGGAGGAGUUUGGACAGAUCGACUCCAUCAACAUGAUUCCUCCACGAGGCUGUGCCUACAUCGUCAUGAUCCACCGACAGGACGCCUUCAGGGCCCUGCAGAAGCUCAGUCGAGGCUCCUCCAAAGUCAACCAAAAAGCCAUCAAGAUAGCUUGGGCUCUGAACAAAGGCAUCAAGGCCGAUUUGAAGCAGUUCUGGGAUGUGGAGCUUGGUGUCACCUAUGUGCCCUGGUCCAAAGUCAGGGAGGAGCAGCUGGAGGAGCUCAAGGAAGGAGGAACCCUGGAUUUGGACACUUUAUCGCCAGAGUGGAGCACUGUAAAGAAAGCUCUGGAGAACCCAGAGGAGCUCACCCACAACGGUGGAGAUGAUUCGCAGCAGCCCGAGGAUGCCCACGUGUUGGCUCCGCUUCCUCCUACACAGGUUCCUCCGAUGCAGCAGCCGAUGCUCGGCAUGGGCUCGGUGCCACCACCCUGUUUCCCCGCUCCCAUGGGCAUGCCGCCACCUUCCUUCCCACCGGGCAUGCCCCCACCACCAUUCAUUAGACCAGGCUUCAACCCGAUGCAGAUGCCUCCAGGUUUCCCCCCACCAGGGGCCAUGCCUCUGUCCAUGCCGCCGCCGCCCUCCAAAGGUGAAGACAUGCCUCUGGUCAGCAGGAAACAUGAUGAGCUCCUGGACGCUCCAAACUUCUACAACAACCAGAUGGGAGCCAUGUGUAACCAGGUGGGCAUCCCCCCAGGUGGCAGCAUCCAGCCCCCGACAGGGGGUCUGCUGGGAGCCCGGCCCGGUUUGAUCCCGCUGCAGCGCCCCCCGGGCCCUCCUCUGCUGCACGCACAGCGUUUCCCACUGCCGCCCGUCCCGCCUCCGAUGGUGCCCAGAGGGCCCCACCACCCGCCCCUAAUGCGCCACGACGCCCCUCCGCCCAAAGGAACAUUUGCGAUACCCCACACCAUGAGACCGCCCUUCCCGCCCCACGGGCCGCCCCCUCAAGGUCCCCCCUUGCCUCCUUUCCUUAGACCCGGUGCCCCGCGUGCGGUCGAGGACGAGGAGGUCCGCCCUUUCCGGGCUGAACGCCCGGGAUUCAGGGAGCGGGACCGCGAGCCGGAGAGAGAGCGAGGAUUCAGCGGUGCGGCGAGGCGCCCGUUUGGCGGUGACCGCUUAGACGCGAGGGACAGGCUGGACGGGGGCGGAUGGGACCGAGACAGACGGGACUGGCGGGACCGGGGAGAGUGGGAGAACGGCAGCAGGGAAGCCCGGGAGAAAGGGAAAGAAGGGGAGCGGCCCAAGCGGCGGGAGAGAACCACCCGGUGGGACCGCAACGACCGCUUGGCCGAGCUGGACAACAUGGACAAGCUUCGGACCCCUGACGCCAUCGCCGAAGCGCCCCAAAAAACUGACGAGUCGGCGCCUCCUGCUGCCGAGUCCCCGGGGGCGCCGCCACCCCCCGUCGAAGCCGAACAGGAAGCUGUGUCGUAGUGUGCCCAAUGUCUCCCUCUUGCUACAUCUACACAAACUGACUUGUGCGCCAAGUGAAUAUGUUGCAUAAUUCCCCUUUCUGUACAUUGUGUGAAUGCAGCACUUUCAUCUUUUACCUAUUUAAUCAUGUUUGUAGAUUGUUUUAUAACUUCAUUGUUUGCAACCACUCCAUCCCAAGUGACAUUUUUUUUUUUCCCCAUCCAACUUCAGUCAGUCAUCUGCUCCCUCCCUCCCCCGAGUCCCGGCUCCGAAUGUCCGUUGUCGAAGUGUACUUGUGCAAGACACUGAACCCUAAAUUGCUCCCACUGGGCCUGGCAGCGCCUUGCAUGUCAGCAGCUAUCCAUUGGUGUAUGAAUGUGUGCAUGAAUGGGAGAAUGUGAGCGCCUGUAAAGCGCUAAAAGCACCGAUGGUGCAGACAAAAGCGCCAUAUAACUUCACUCCAUUUACAAAUUGGCAUACAUUUGGAGUACCUAACAUGUAUGUUUACCUUUAACCCUCCUGCAAUUGACCCUGUAGGAAAACAAAAUUUUAAUGUGAAAAAAUAGCGCAAGAUAUCUUCUGCUGGCCUUUUUUCGUUUUUGAUUUUUUUUUUUUCAACAUAGGGGGCUAAAGGGGAGCGGAAAUAUACACACCUUAUUUCACACCACUGGACUUCAUGGUUUGCAUCCACUGCAUACUCAGCAAUGUGUGUAGGCCUAUAUUUAUAUAUAUAUAUAUAUAUAUAUAUAUAUAUAUAUUUGUUUUUUUCAACUUCAGUCUUUUUUUUUUUUUUUUUAUACACUUUUGAGUACAAAUUGAAUAUGGUUGACUUUUACCCUGCUGUUGGUAUUACCCAUUUUAAAGUUUAGAAAUCUAAAAAAACAAAAUGUAUUUUAAUUUUUCUUUUUCCCUUUUCUUGACUUGAGGCUACAUGUACUAAUUUCACCCCAGUUUAACAAACAUUAACCUUAGAUAAAUGUUUCAUCAGUUUGUAAAUUUUUCCUGCAUGGUUUGCAUACCCAGCAACAUUUUGUAUGUAUAUUAAGUUUGAACUUUUUUUUUUUUUUUUUUAAACUUUUCUUCGCUUUUACCUUUUAAAAUUGAAAAAUCUAGAUUUUUUUUUAAUGUAAAACAUUGCUUAGGUUAAACUGUCUUUUGAUGCUCUCAAAGUGGUGCUCAGGAGGGUUAAAAUAUCACGUGCAAAAUGUAACUUUCAGAAAUUAUUCAUACUUUGAUUCGAUUGGGAUUUGAGAGUAAAUUCUCGUGAAUGGACAGAACUUUAUGCAAGCUUUUCCUCUGAGUUGUCAGCUUUAAUACUACAUAAUUAAUUUGCCUAAUUGGAUAUUUUAACGGCGGCACAUUGGAUGACCGGUUAGCACAUCUGCCUCACAGUUCUGAGGACCGGGGUUCAAAUCCCGGCCCCGCCUGUGUGGCGUUUGCAUGUCCUCCCGUGCCUGCGUGGGUUUUCUCCGGGUACUCCGGUUUCCUCCCACAUCCCAAAAACAUGCGUGGUAGGUUGAUUGAAUACUCUAAAUUGCCUGUAAAUGUGAGUGCGAAUGGUUGUUUGUUUAUAUGUGCCCUGUGAUUGGCUGGCGACCAGUUCAGGGUGUACCCCGCCUCUCGCCCGAAGAUAGCUGGGAUAGGCUCCAGCACGCCCGCGACCCUACUGAGGAUAAGCGGUACGGAAUAUGGAUGGAUGGAUAGUCUAACAUUGGCUAAGGCAAUCCCAACUAUCAAUAAUUUUCAAUUUAUUCUCAAGUAGAUUGCUGUUGUUUUUCCUCGCACUUUUUUUUUUGCAUUGACAAACUACUGUAACAUCCGUAAUCCCCCCGACUUGAAUCAUUCAAAUCCCGAAGGAAAACCGAGUCAAGCGACUGCCAGGGCUCUCCACUGUAAAUAUGCUUUUCACUGUCACUAGCGCAGUUAUCAUGAUGAUGCUAUUCGUUUGUCAUCUGAGAGCACAUCUUAUGAAGGACCCAGAAGGAAUCUCUACUUUUGCUUUAAGAUCUUCGGCUGUGUGAACGUUUUUGCUAACCCUACAAAAAGACAUGGAUGUAAAAUGUUCAACAUUUCAGCCACAAAAAAUGUUUUUAAUAAACUAUU
Phycodurus eques (leafy seadragon) is the source of this 5120-nucleotide messenger RNA. It is a transcript of the gene scaf4a, whose product is annotated as SR-related CTD-associated factor 4a. NCBI's taxonomy places the organism in Eukaryota, Metazoa, Chordata, Actinopteri, Syngnathiformes, Syngnathidae. The record is from RefSeq and is a predicted model, not a curated record. The transcript has 19 exons. The coding region runs from base 156 to 3038 and encodes 960 amino acids. Gene Ontology annotation, cellular component: nucleus. Gene Ontology annotation, biological process: negative regulation of termination of RNA polymerase II transcription, poly(A)-coupled. Gene Ontology annotation, molecular function: RNA polymerase II C-terminal domain phosphoserine binding; RNA binding.